Ipomoea nil (Japanese morning glory) is the source of this 1594-nucleotide messenger RNA. RefSeq names its product 7-deoxyloganetic acid glucosyltransferase-like. The record is from RefSeq and is a predicted model, not a curated record. NCBI's taxonomy places the organism in Eukaryota, Viridiplantae, Streptophyta, Magnoliopsida, Solanales, Convolvulaceae. The coding region runs from base 79 to 1563 and encodes 494 amino acids. The transcript has 2 exons. Gene Ontology annotation, molecular function: UDP-glycosyltransferase activity.
AAACACUAUUAGCAACGUAACGCCGUUAAACUUCAUUUCAUUUUUUUUUCUGCUAGCAUUGUGAAACACAAUAGCAUAAUGGAUAACGGAGAAAACGCCGUUCCUAACGUUAUAAUCUUCCCUUUACCACUACAAAGCCCGGUAAACUCCAUGCUAAAGCUGGCGGAGCUUCUCUGCCUCGCCGGCGGCGUCCACGUCACCUUCCUCAUCACGGAGCACAACCACCAGCGCCUCCUCCGCAGCACCGACGCCGGGUCCCGUUUCGAGAGGUACUAUCUCGGAAAGUUCAGUUUCGAAGUUAUCUCCGACGGGCUCCGGGAAGAUCACCCCCGCUCCGCGGAGGACUAUGAGGGCAUAGUCAACAGUUUGCAGGGCGUGGCGGAGCCGCAUCUGAGAGAAAUGUUGAGGUCGGAAAGGGGGAGGAAGGUAACGUGCGUAAUAGCGGAGGCGGUGUUUGGUUACGCUUUUGAGAUUGGGAAAGAAGUUGGUAUUCCUGUUUUUGCGUUUGAAACUGUCAGCCCUUGCUAUCUAGGGGUUUAUCUCUGCAUUCCGAAACUCUUUGAGGAAGGACAACUUCCAUCCAAAGGAGAAGACUUGGAAACAUUGGUAACGGGUGUGCCGGGCAUGGAAGGACUUCUUAAGGUACGGGACCUUCCCCAUUUCUGCCGAGCGAAAGAUCCAUGGGCAGAAGAGAGCGGUAAACUUAUCAUGGCUGAAAUCCAUGCUGUGCCCAAAGCCCACGGGCUAAUCCUAAACUCGUUUGAAGAGUUGGACGGGCCAAUCAUGGCGCAUAUCCGCACCCACUGUCCAAACACGUAUAUGAUCGGGCCCGUCCAGCAACACUUGAAGACCAGACUCGCGGAAAGGGAGACGACAAUGCCACCAUCUUCAAACAGCUUCUGGAGAGAAGACAAAACCUGCAUCCAAUGGCUCGACGAACAGCCCGAAGAGUCAGUGAUAUAUGUAAGUUUUGGCAGUCAGAACACCUUAACAAUGGCGGAACUCAUGGAAGUUUGGCAUGGUUUGGUCGCCAGUGGGGUUAGGUUCUUGUGGGUGUUGAGGCCCAAUACUCUUCGGGCUGCAAAGGAGGUGUUGGAUCAAAACUUGGUGAGAGAACUGAAAAAGGGUUGCUUAGAGUGUGGGCGGAUUGUGAGUUGGGCUCCUCAAGAAGAGGUCCUGGCCCAUCGGGCAAUCGGGGGAUUCUGGACGCACAGUGGAUGGAAUUCGACUUUAGAAAGUAUUCUUGCCGGAAAGCCCAUGAUCUGUUGGGCCCAAUAUGUUGACCAGCUGGUCACCAGAAGGCUUGUAAGUGAAGUGUGGAGGAUUGGGGUGGACAUGGAAGAUAGGUGUGAUCGUUUGAGUGUUGAGAAAAUGGUGAAAGAGCUUAUGAUGGGAAGCAGAAGGCAAGAGUUGAAGAAAUCAGCCCAGAAAUUUUCUAAGUUAGCAAGAGAAAGUGUGAACAAUGGAGGCUCAUCCUAUACUAGCCUUGACCACCUUAUAAAUGACAUAAGAAAAUUAAGCAGCAUUAAGCAUUUCCAAAAUAAUUUAUCCUGCAUUGGCUAGUCAAGUCAAGUUUGUCUGACAAUUAGUUUGG